Molecule: messenger RNA, 5390 nt
Organism: Magallana angulata
Lineage: Eukaryota; Metazoa; Mollusca; Bivalvia; Ostreida; Ostreidae
Product: importin-7-like
Exons: 28
Coding region: 126-3230 (1034 amino acids)
Biological process (GO): protein import into nucleus
Cellular component (GO): nuclear envelope; cytosol
Molecular function (GO): small GTPase binding
Source: RefSeq, a predicted model, not a curated record
CUGGAUUUUCGGUACCUCCAUGAGGGUAACUCUCUUUGGCGCGACUGAGAUGAGGAUACAUUGAGGGGAAAAUUGUCCCUCCUAUCGCAAAUUUAUUUCGAUUAGGUGCAUCUAUAUUGUGGAAAAUGGACGCAGGAAAAUUAAUAGAAGUAUUGCGGGCCACUUUGGACCCGAAUCAAAGAGAACAAGCAGAAAAACAGUUGACAGAGGUUCACAAGAUCAUAGGAUUUAGUCCUAUUUUGCUUCAGGCCAUCAUGUCCGAUCAGCUUGAUAUGCCAGUUAGACAAGCAGGUGUGAUUUACCUGAAAAACAUGGUGACACAGUUUUGGCAAGAUAGGGAGGCAGAGAAACCAGGAGAUCCAGUGCCGUUUUCCAUUCACGAACAUGAUCGUGCUGCAGUCCGUGAGCACCUCAUUGAAGCCAUCAUUCAUGCUCCAGAACCAGUCAGAGUCCAGCUGUGUGUUUGUAUCAGUCACAUCAUUAAACACGACUACCCUGGCCGCUGGCCCAAUGUCCCGGAGAAGAUCCUGCUGUACAUCCAGUCAGACAACCACUCCACCUGGAUGGGAGCCCUGAUGUCUCUGUACCAGAUGGUCAAAGUCUACGAGUACAAGAGACCAGAUGAAAGAAAAAUCCUUGAUGAUGCGAUGGCCAUCAUUCUACCUGUUGUGUAUCAGCGCCUGAUCAGUCUCAUGCCAGAUGAAUCCGAAUACUCUGUUCUACUGCAGAAGCAGAUCCUUAAAGUGUUUUAUGCAUUUAUACAGAAUUAUCUCCCUCUAGAGGUGUUGACAAAGGAAGUUUUUACUCAAUGGAUGGAAGCUGUUAGACAAAUUGUGGACAGACCUGUUCCAGAGCAAACCAAUCAAAUUGAUGUUGAGGAUCGCCCAGAACUAGCAUGGUGGAAGGUCAAGAAAUGGGCAGUUCACAUCUUGGCUAGAGUAUUUGAAAGAUAUGGCAGUCCAGGAAAUGUCACAAAAGAGUAUACUCAGUUUUCGGAAUGGUAUCUUAAAUCUUUCUCAGGAGGCAUAAUUCAGGUGUUGUUUAAGGUGUUGGAUCAGUACAGGCAGAAAAUAUACAUCGCUCCCAGAGUCCUCCAACAGUCUGUCAAUUACCUGAAUCAGGGUGUUAGCCAUGCAUUCAGUUGGAAGUUCAUGAAACCACACAUGCAGGGCAUCAUUCAAGAGGUUAUCUUCCCUCUGAUGUGUCACAGCGAUGAAGAUGAGGAACUCUGGAAUACAGAUCCUCAGGAAUAUAUCAGGAUCAAAUAUGAUGUGUUUGAAGAUUUCCUUUCACCAGUGAUUGCUGCACAGACCUUGUUUUACUCGGCUGCUUCCAAGCGUAAGGAGGUGUUGCAGAAAGCCAUGGGAUUCUGUAUGCAAGUUCUGACUCAGCCCCAGGUUGAUCCCAGGCAAAAGGAUGGUGCACUUCAUAUGAUUGGAGCUGUAGCUGAAGUCAUAUUGAAGAGAAAGAUAUACAAAGACCAGGCAGAAAUGCUGUUGGCAACACAUGUUUUCCCAGAAUUCAGCAGUGAACAUGGUUUCUUGAGAGCUAGGGCUGCAUGGGUGUUAAAACAUUUCUGUGAACUGAAAUUUAAGAAUGAACAAAAUUUGAAAACCUCCUUAGAAAUGGUGCGACAGUGUCUUUGUUCGGAUAAAGAGCUUCCGGUCCGAGUGGAAGCUGCUGUGGCCCUGCAGGUUCUCUUGGUAGAACAAGAAAAAGCCAAAGACUACAUCCAGCCAUUUGUAAAACCCAUUUGUUUAGAAUUAUUGAAAGUCAUUCGAGAGACGGAAAAUGAUGACCUGACCAGUGUGAUGCAAAGAAUUGUGAUAACCUUUGACGCAGAAGUGACCCCAUUGGCUGUGGAAAUGAUGACUCAUCUGGCUCAGACAUUUGCUCAAGUGAUAGAGGCAGAUAUGGACAGUUCAGAGGAAAAAGCCAUUACUGCACUUGGUAUCUUAAAUACCAUGGAAACCAUUCUCAAUGUUAUGGAGAAUCAAAAAGAGAUUUUAACUCAGUUAGAGGGUAUUGUGUUAAAUGUUAUUGGAGUCAUUCUACAAAAGAAUAUAAUGGACUUCUAUGAGGAGGUCCUGUCCCUGAUCUACAGCCUGACAAGUGCCCAGGUGUCCCACCACAUGUGGCAGGUGUUUGGUAUGCUGUACGAGAUGUUCCAGAAAGAUGGCAUCGAUUACUUUACAGACAUGAUGCCAGCUCUUCAUAACUACAUCACUGUGGACACGCCAGCUUUCCUGUCCAACCCUGAACACAUACAAGUCAUAUACAACAUGUGUAAACAAGUAAUGUCAGCAGAAAUUGGAGAAGAUGCAGAAUGCCAUGCUGCCAAAUUGUUGGAAGUCAUCUUGCUUCAGUGCCCUGGGCAAGUGGAUCAUGUUGUGCCAUUGUUUGUAGAAUUAGUGUUACAGAGACUAACAAGGGAGGUUUUGACUUCAGAGUUACGGACAAUGUGCUUACAAGUUGUGAUUGCUGCUCUGUAUUAUAACCCUCCAUUAUUACUGGACACGUUAUCAAAGUUACAAAUAGACAAUAUCACAGGAUCUAUAUUAGAACAAUUCUUAAAACAGUGGCUUCAUGACGUGGACUGCUUCCUUGGGUUGCACGACAGGAAAAUGUGUGUUUUAGGUUUAUGUUCAUUGAUUAACAUGGCUGGAGUCAGACCCACGGAAGUGACCAAUGUGGGUCCUCAAAUCAUGCCUGCCUCUCUGGUUCUGUUCCAGGGCUUGAAAAGAGCUUAUGCAAGUAAAGCUCAAGAGGAGAAUGAGGACAGCGAUGAUGAUGAAGAUGAUGAUGAAGAUGAAGUCAAUGAGGAACUUGCCAGCUCAGAAGACGAAAUUGAUGAAGAGGGGGCCCAGUACAUAGAGAAAUUAGAAAAAGCAGCUAACAAUGAAGAUGAUGACAGUGAUGGUGAAUACACAGACGAUGGGACAGAGGAGACUGCUCUGGAGAGCUACCAGACUCCACUGGAUGAGGAAACCUGUCCUGUGGAUGAGUACAUGAUCUUCAAAACUGUCUUACAAAACCUGCAGGCCAACGAUCCUAACUGGUACAACUCAUUGAUCAGUCAGUUGACUGAGGAACAAAGGAAGGAGGUGGAGGAAGUCUUCAAGCUGGCCGAGCAGAGGAGAGCUGCAGCAGAAUCACGGAAGAUAGAGGAGAGAGGAGGAUAUGUAUUCCAGCAGACUAGUGUGCCAUCAAGUUUCAAUUUUGGAUCUUAACCUUGGUUUCAUUACAACAUAAUUCCUGUUACAUAUCCCUCAGUAUGUGAUGAUGAAUUUUUAGCCGAUGUCACCAGUCGUGUUUUCUGUAUCUCUCAGACAGGAAAAAGCUUGGUUUUUUCAGGAAUUGUGUCUGUAGAUGAAUACUACCAAAGUAUCUUUACCAUGCCAGUUUUAAACUUCCUUGCAUGUAGUUUUGACUCAGAAUUUUUGUUCCUUACAAAGCUUAGUGUGAAUUGCAUUCAUGUGAACUUCAGUUUUAAACUGAGAAAAACGGGUUGUUUUCUUUGCUUGUGCAUAGACUUGGCUAUAUAAAGUGCUACAGUGUUUUUCCUUCCCAAUUAGUGCUAAAUUAAUUAUGCAUAAAGUAUCUGUUCAUCAGAAGUAAAACCAAAUGGAGGAUGAAACUUUUGUCAAAACCUUACCACUAUUUUGUUGGAGAAACAUGUGACUCUGUGCUAUUCUAUAAUUAUAUUGUACAUAUAGCAUAUUGAAAAAAACAUGAAGUAAGAGGAAGCAGAAUUUCAGUAUAUUCUAUGGAACUGUAAAGAGACCAUUGAGAUUUAUGCUAAAGAUAUAAAAAGCAUCAUUGAAUGGAAAUGUGUUAUAUUGUACAGUUUAUAAAUAAUUUAUUAGUAAACGAAAUGUGAACAAUUUAUAUAAAAACCAUGUCAGGAAAGGAUUUUGAUGGAGAUUCAUGUUAUGCCAUUUCAAUGUGUUGUUCUUUGAUGCUUUGUAUCAUCUUUGUGUUAUGUUAUUUAUUAUUUCCAUUAUUUUGUUUUAGCAUUCCAAAUGUUUUCAAAUACUGGAGGCUAACACAAACUCCUGAAAUAUUGGACUAAGUCAUACAUGUAACAUGAUCAUUCUUAGGGAAAUUUACCAUGUUUUGAGCAAAGCUACAUUUUGAUUAAAGAAGUAAAGUGAAAUAAAUGGAUAAUAAUAAAUUCAGUAUUUUUAUGAACUAAUGAAAAACAGUAGCAAAUGUAAACUUGUAACUUGUGUACAUUGCAUUCAGUAGUUGUCUAUAGUUUCAUUUUCUCAGUAUUUUUGCAUCAGUGUUGUUGGAAGGAUAUUUAUUGUAAACAAUUUUAAAAUAUAAGUUCAAAGUACCAGUAUGUUGCAAUUAAUUGCAGUCUUGUGUGAAAAUCUAUUUGAAGAAACAAAAACGCUCUGAAAUUGUCACCAUGAUUUUCUCAGUAUUUUUUACUUUUGUGAAUGCUCUUUGGCAGUACAAUUGUGAUUGAAAAUAAUAGCCCACAUUGGAAAAUUAAGUCAUUUUAUAUGUAUAUCAAAGGCAGAAUGUGUUGGUCUAUCGUAAACAAACUUCCUACAGCACUGGUGAAGCUGAAAGUGCAAUAUAUGUGUAUAUGUUUGUGAUGGGCCAUUUGCUUACUCAAAAACUAACGAAGUAUAAUCUGUUUAGACUUCUAGUACAUUCUAGUCCAAAGACAAUUUAUAUAUGUAUGUAUAUAAAAUGAAAAAAGAUAAAACAUGCUGUUUAAAAACUGCUGUCAUUUUAAUAAUACAUUAAAGUUUGUGUUUAAGGGAGUUGUAAGUCUUGUCGAAAGAGUUGAGCUCAAACCUUUUGUUUCAUUUGUGUAUCCUUGAAUAUCUUGUUAAUUAUGUUACAUUAUUAGAGGAGCAUAAUGUUGGAGAUGACUGAAUCUGAAUUUGCAAAUGGGGUAAAAUAUAUCAAUUUGUGGAUAUCUUCUUGAUACAAGAAAUGGCUCCUCUUCGACAAACAACUGCUACUUCCACCAAAUGAAAUCCAGUUUUUAAUGGGUUAUUGCGACUUAUUAAUUAAACCAGACCUUAUCAGAAGUUAAAAAUUUUUCACAUGCACAUUACCAUAGAUGCCAAAUGGCUUCUGUAACUUUUUCAGUUUGUUUUAUAGUUUCAUCUUUUUUUUUCAAAUGAUUUGUUUGCAAGUUUCAAGAAUUUUGCUUAAGUAUAGUGUGAACUUGUUUAAUUGUUUAUCUGUCAUUUGGCAAUCUAAAGAAUGUACACAUAUUAGAUUAAACUUGAUAAUUUUUAUCUUGAAAUAUUUUAUAUUUUGCAUUGCUAAUUUAUUGAAGGUCCAAUGUUUUUAGAUUUCAGAAAACAAAAUUUAUCAUCAUGAUGUUUAUACACAAAAUACAUGUUCAAUAAAUCUUAAAUUUU